AUUGAAUUUGCUAAUUAAAAUCUUAUUCAAACUCCAGUUGAAAGCCAGAAUUAUAGGAAUUAAAGUCAAGAUGAGUUCACUGCCAGAACAACAACAACUUCCAUCAAAGGAAGAGAUGGAUUUCUUGCAGGCUGUUCAAGUUGCUACAUCAGCAGUGCUCCCUUUUGCCUUGAAAACUGCCAUUGAUCUUGAUUUGUUAGAGAUCAUAGCGAAAGCUGGUCCAGGUUGUAUGCUUUCUCCUGCUGAGAUAGUCUCUAACCUUCCUGCUAACAACCCUGAUGCUCCGAAUAUAAUUGAUCGUAUCCUUCGAGUUCUUACUGCUCAUUCAAUUUUAGCUUGCAAUCUUGUUACUGAUGAAGAUGGACACACGAAAAGGUUAUAUGGUAUAACUUCAGUUGGCAAAUACUUCCUUCAAAAUGAAGAUGGAACUUCUCUAGCUCCAAUGCUAAAACUGGUCCAGGAUAAACGUUUAAUCGAGUGUUGGAACCUCUUUAAGGAAGCAACAUUGGAAGGUGGAUUAUCAUUGGUCAGGGGAUUUGGGAUGGACUUGUUUGAGGUGGUUGCAAAAGAUAGAAAUUUAGCCAACACUUUCAACCAAUUGAUGUCAAACCACACUACCAUAGUCAUGAAAAAAAUUUUAGAAAUUUACAAGGGAUUUGAGGGCUUAAGUCAAGUGGUAGAUGUGGCUGGGGGAUUGGCAACAAACCUUAAGCUGAUUGUUUCUAAGUAUCCACAUAUUAAGGGAAUUAACUUUGAUUUGCCCUUUGUUCUUAAGGAUGCACCCAAUAUCCCAGGUGUGGAGCAUGUAGGGGGAGAUAUGUUCACCAAAGUUCCUCAUGGAGAAGUGAUUUUCAUGAAGUGGAUACUUCACGAUUGGGGAGAUGAACAAUGCUUGAAGUUAUUGAGAAAUUGUCAUGAAGCAGUAGCAGAGAAUGGGAAAGUGAUAUUAGUAGAAUCCAUAGUGCCAGAACUGCCCAUGACUGACCUUGUCACAAUAGCAACAGUUAAUCUUGACUUGGGCUUGCUCCAACUGGUCCCUGGUGCAAGGGAGAGAACAAAGAAAGAGUUUGAGAAAUUGGCAACAGAAGCUGGAUUCACUACUUUGAAACUUGUUUGUCGUGCUUAUAACUAUUGGGUGAUGGAAUUGUACAAAAUAUGAACUACUUACAGCAAUAAAAUCUUCAGUCUAAGUUUGAUCAAUUCACACCCAUGUUUUGAAUUUUCCCAUAAACUUUGAAUAAAGGGAUGUUGCAUAUGUCACGGGCU
Durio zibethinus is the source of this 1266-nucleotide messenger RNA. Its product is annotated as caffeic acid 3-O-methyltransferase-like. NCBI's taxonomy places the organism in Eukaryota, Viridiplantae, Streptophyta, Magnoliopsida, Malvales, Malvaceae. The record is from RefSeq and is a predicted model, not a curated record. Gene Ontology annotation, molecular function: protein dimerization activity; O-methyltransferase activity.